CGAUGCACGCUCGCUGAGCAUUCACCACGUCAAGGAGAAUUUAAAGCUAGACGUAAUUGUACAAGAAUAUGAAGAACGUUAUAUAGAUUAGAAAUUAUAUGAACCAGAAAAUGAGAAUAUAAAAUGAAGGCAUAUAAUAUGGACCAAGAAGUCAGCAUUCUCUGCAAUAAUAUUCAGAAGACUUCAACCAGGAAAUGGAAAUAUAAAAUGAAGGUACAAAAAACUUUCUUCAUCCCUAAAAUUAGAUUUCUACUAAAAUUAGAUUCCACUCUCAGAAACCGCUCAAACAGGUGUUCCUUCUCCCCUCAGGUAACAUUCGUGCGCACGUCCACCGAAACGAAUCCUCGUCACCGAUCAGUUAUGCAAACACGGUGUGACUCUAGCCAGGCCAAGACGAAAAACGAGAAAAACGACAGGACGCGAACGCAAAUCGCGACUUUCUCUCGCGUACAAUGCGCCUAUAUUAUAUUCAUUCGGUUUUCCACGAAAGGGAGACCAAAUCCGGGGUUCAUCGAACUCUCGGAUGGAACGUCGGAUUCACAGAACUCGUCCUGCUUCUCCCCGGAUCGCGCCGCUCCUCCGAAGGGGCUCUUCCGGUCCCUCUUCGGCGAAGAGAUCCUCGCCGUGAAUUCCACGGUCCCCAAAACUCUCUCACCUCUCGCGCGACACUACUCGAGGCUCGCAAGGGAUCUAGUUAUCGGUCUUGUUCGCGUCUAACUGAAUUCGAGAUCCGUAACAGUGUUACUUAUAUAGCAACCAGCUCGCACCGGCUGAGGUUACAGCCGAUCGUUUCUUGGUCAUUGCCUAGCUCCGUGGUCCUUCCGUCGCCUGCCGAGGCCACCUCUCCUUAGAACGUCUCAAGGGUGAAGAAUCCCUUGGUCUUCGUCACCGUGGCCUUCCAUUCUUCCCGGCCUUUUUAUGUAUGGUUCAACUGGAGUAUGGUCUCCAGUUGGACCACUCGCGAUUGCCUUCUAGAAUUCUCUUUUGACGCUUUAUUCGACCCAGGAUUUAAUUUCGACUUAAAUUGACCAGCCAAGUUUCACGAAAACUGAUAUUGUAAUUUUAAUUUGAUUAAUAUUGCGAUUUUGUAAUUUUAAUAUGGAUCCUUGUGGGAAGCCUCAUGGAAUUUGUUCGAUUUAAAUCGAAACGCAAUUUAGGAACUCGCUGAGAAUUUUAUAUGUUAUAAAGACAGAAAUUGUAAAUCGUAUAAAACGAAAAUAAGAAUUAUUGACCGAGACAUACUUCAUUAAGACGUAUAUAGAUCGAGUACGCGCCAUUAGGGAUUCGAAAUAACGCAAGGAACCACUAAAUCACUCCGUUUCGUCCGUAUUCCGAAACCCCGUUUCACUUUUCACGUUCAGGAUGAUCGUGCGCCAUGAAUUCGUUAAAAGUCCCUCUCGGAGGGGCCCGGACGUGAAAUUUUCGAAGGUGUAAAGUUGGUACGUGCCUGGGAAAAGGCAUUACGUCGGUAUUGCGUUGCGAUCUGAAUUUCAUUCGAUUUUAUUGCGUCGCAA
Hylaeus anthracinus is the source of this 1514-nucleotide messenger RNA. RefSeq lists its product as uncharacterized. The transcript is spliced from 3 exons. Lineage: Eukaryota; Metazoa; Arthropoda; Insecta; Hymenoptera; Colletidae. The record is from RefSeq and is a predicted model, not a curated record. The coding region runs from base 124 to 717 and encodes 197 amino acids.